AUGUCGGUCACCGAUUCCACCGCAAAUUUCCGUGCGAGGGCCAUCGCGCUGGGGCUUGAUGAGGCUGUCCUGCAGAAGAUCAUCGACGGGGGUAUUGACACAUUGGCCAAGUUUGCUUUUUCGUCUUCAUACACCCCUGGCCCCCUUGAGCCGUCUGAUCGACUUGUGGAUCGUUGCGUGGCGAUCUAUGAGGAAAACCGGCUUGUCUACGUUGAGCUUUCAGCCUGCACCUCUAAGGAAGACGAAAUCAAGCAGGCCACGCUCCAGGAGGACCGGCAUCUUGUCGUAGAAAGCGGGGGAAAUGUUCGACUCAAAGGCUUGGUGAACAACAAGAUGGAUGCAGACAUUUCCUCUGAUUUGCUCAUGCGGUAUGCUCUUACUAGGCGUGGCCUAGCGAUGGAGCAAGCGGGAAUCAUCUCUUAUACACUACAUGAUGCCUGGACUGAGCAACUGCUCGCAUGCCGCUUCCGAGAACCUCCGACAGGGUACAGUCGCGUUUCCUUGCAACAGGUCAUCCAUGCCGACAGACAAUUCUUCAUCAAACUUGCCGAGCUCACCCGAGAGGGAAUACAGCUUCAGGCGACGGGUAGGCCAUGUGAUGCGCACUUCGAGACAGCUCGUAAUCACCCAGAUGUGGCGCACCUAAUGCAACCCCUUCUUGCAGCAGUGCCAAGGCCCGACCCCGCAUGGACACCCCGCAAGGGCGAUGGCAAAAAUAGCAAGGGAGGUAAAGGUCAUAAGGGUGGCAAAGGAAAGCGAGACACCACUGCCAUCACUGCUGCGAUGCCUAAGGAGAUUGCGGCCAGAGCCGAUACGGGUAUGAGCGUUGAUGCAUCCGGCGGUGCCUCCGCCGAAAUCCUUUCACAACAUUUGCUUGAGGCUGACAGGUUGCCCACUCCAGAGGAGAUUGAAGAGCUCGUUAGCCUCUUGCCACACGGCGAGUUGACCGGCGAACGCCGGGGCAACAAUGACAUUUCUUGCAAUGCAUUCCAUAGCGGUGCUUUUGUGCAUGUCAAGGUAGGAUUGCGGCGAAAUUGCAAAGCUUUCCCAAGCACGACAAAGAUACUAGCGAGAAUUCUGCGGCAUGCCCAUCCCGGGCAUGAAUUUACUUCCUUGUUGCUGUCUGUUGACAACCAGACUGCAUUGCAUGCAGAUAGCCAGAAUGCCUUCAUCCCAAACUUAGUUGUUCCACUAAACCGGUUUUCGGGUGGUGGGAUUUGGGUGCAAUCCGAUGACGGCAAAGAGCGCUUGACAGUUGAUGGCCAGGAGCUGCUGGGAACCACCUUGGAUUUAGGGUUAGGUCCCGUAAGAUUUCAGGCCAGGGCUCAGAAGCACCUCACGCUGAGCUGGGAAGGCCGGCGAAUAGUCCUUAUCGGAUACUCGGUACAAGGAGGUGAGAAGCUUGACGACUCAGAAAAGGUUGUGUUGCAAUCCUUGGGGUUUGCACUUCCGUCGCAGUACCCUGCCACUGGCGACCCGAUGGCAGAGCAGGCGUGUUUUGCAGACUUCAGGAAUGGGACCAGCAGUCCGCCACUUCUUGAGCAAAGACAAGAAUAUGAGCCACAGCACGUCGGCGAUCCGUCGAAGGGUCCAGUGCAAGGGAUCGUUAUCGAAUUGUUUGCUCGUAGUGGUGCCCUGUCUAGGGUUUUCAAACAGCACGGGUUUGAGGUUUUCCCGGUGGAUCGUGGGGGGCAUAGGCUCCCUUUGUCCAAGUUGUGUGCACUUGAUUUAGCGCAAGCGUCGAGUUGGACCUACCUUGAAGAAGUUCUUGAAACCUACCCUGUUCUUUAUGUCCACGCUGAGCCACCUUAUGCCACGUUUGGACCACAGCAGGCUUUCAGGCACUUAGUCAACGGGGUCACCAGCCCCUCGGGAGCCACCGAUUCCAACGUUGUUGAUCGGCUCGCGUUGGCUGAUUCCAUGGUCAACCACCUGUGCACUUUCUUGCAAAGCGUAGACAAACGGGGAAUACCUUGGGCCUUGGAACAUCCUAAGGCCAGCCUGCUUUGGAAUCUGCCCAAUGUGGAAGCAUUGCCCUCAACUUCUGAGGUUGUUUACGAUCUUUGUACUUUCGGGUCUUCCCUUAAGCUUCGCCGCCAACUUAGGACCAAUUGCAGGGCUCUAAGGUCCUUGAACUGCUUGUGCAAAGGCGAUCAUUCCCACAGCCAAGUGGAAGGCGGAGUCGUCACGCAUCCGCCCGAAUUCUGCAAACAUGUCGUUCAGGCCGUUGCGCGGCACCAUGGUUUGGCUUGCCCCGACGUGGCGUUGUCAUCCACGCCAGUUGGUGUUGCCCAGCAGAAGCGAGGCAAGCCUGAAGCUUCGCUACUGCCCGAGUUCGGCAAGGUCUUGCAGGUGGAUGUCGAUCAGGUUCCGCCAGUGAACCACAAGCAGUGCCUCAUACGUCCGUUGGGCGAGGUGCCAGCAGGAUCCAAGCUCAUCGCCACGUCUCUUGUCAGGGGUGAUGCGGGUGGCGAUGCGGGUAACGAAAGUAAGAAAUUUCGCCUUUCUUUGGGAGUCUUUGCCACACCAGAUGAGUUCGUUGAUGCGGCUAAAGACUUGCUACAUCCUUUUGCUGCUUCGGCUGUUCUGUCACCUAUUGUGAAAAGGCGACUGUUCGAGGCCUUGACCAAAGGUCCGGAAUGGGUUCAGCGACAACGGUGCUCCAAGUUGAAAUUGUGGCUUAGCUGGGCCAAAGAACUGCAAAUUGCCGAAGGAGAAAUGAAAAGCAAGCUGGACCCUGACAUUGGCCGUGUGCUUCGAGGCAAGCGCUUGUUGCUCCUGAAGCGUAUUGCUGAUGAUAUGGACUGGCCUGACACGGAUUGGUUGAGCGAGCUCUUGGAAGGGUUUGACUUAGUUGGUAGUCAGAAGCACACCGGGGUCUUCAAGCGAGAGUUGCGACCACAGGCGAGGACCAAGGCGGAUUUUCUUGGUGCUAGCAAGUUUUUGCGACCGGCACUUCUGGGCAAGGUUGCCUCUGAGGGUCUGAACGAGCAUUCUCAGGAACUUUGGGACAAGACCUUGGAAGAAGUGACGGACGACCUUCUUGAAGGGCCUCUGACGCAGGAAGAGGUUCAUGCCAGACAUGGUGAUCAUUGGGUCCCGGUUAGGAGGUUUCCGGUUGUACAAUCUUCAGCGGGAAAAAGGAAGCUUCGACCUAUUGAUGAUUUUUCGGAGAAUCUAGUCAACGGUUCUUUUUCGUAUGCCGAUAAGAUUGACUUGCGCGCCCUUGACGAAAUCAUUGCCAUUUGCCGAUGCUGGACCCAGGCAUGCACUUCGGAGCAUCAGUUCUUUUUCGCGAUGCCUGACGGGCCGCCAUUGGUGGGCCGUGUCCACCCUUUGUGGAUCAACGGGGCUUGGGAACCUUUGCUUACUACGUUUGACUUGAAAAACGCUUAUCGUCAAUUCCCGCUAUCACCAGGCAGCCGUGCUCACGCAAUCAUUGCACUGUUGGACCCGAGUAGUCUUGACGUGGGUUUGUUCGAGUCCAAGGCGCUACCUUUCGGCAGCACAGCGUCGGUGGUUCACUUCAAUCGAAUGUCUCGGUUGUUUUGGAGGAUCGGCCUUGAACUUCACUUGUGGUGGAGUAAUUUUUAUGACGACUACCCAGUCAUGACGCCAACACUGCUUAAGGAUUCCACCAUGUCGACAAUGAUGCUCCUGUCCCGGCUGUUAGGGUUUAGUGCUUCCCUUGAAAAGUUGGCCCCUUUCUCUUCGGUUGGUUCGAUGUUGGGCGUUGAAGUAGACUGCAGCUCAGCGCCCGAUGCGAUCAUCCGUGUUCGCAACAAAGAAGGUCGUGCGAGCGAGGUGUGUGAGGUCAUACAAGGAUGCAUUAAGGCUGGUGUCGUACGGCAGAGAGAUUUCGCCCGUGUCGCUGGCAGGAUUCAGUUCUCAGAUUCACAAAUCAUGGGACGUACCGGCAAAUUGGCUUUGGCCGAGUUGCGAGCCUCGUCGGCUAAGCACGCCGACAAGUUCCGUCUUGGCGAGCAGGAGGUCAGGGCCUUUGAUUUCUUGGUCAGUCGACUGUCCUUUGGUGCUCCUAGGGUUGUGCCCUGUUCGGUUCCCCCGAAACCGAUUCUCGUCUUUACCGAUGGCGCCAGCGAAGGAUCUGUCCACACAGUAGGGGGAAUCAUGCUUGACCCGCGAGAACAACAACCGAAGUACUUUGCUUGCCAUGUGUGCAACAGUGUCGUCUCGACUUGGUCCCGGGACCUUCAGCACAUCAUAGGUCCAGUCGAGGCUUACGCCGUGCUCACAGCGAGAAAGGUCUUUCAUCAGUCACUGUCGGGACGAUAUUGUGUGUACUUCAUCGAUAACGACGGUGUGCUACUUAGCUACAUCAAGGGUACGUCUUCUAGCAAACCGAUGCGAGAUAUUUUGCUGAUGUGGGAGUCCUUAGAGAUGCAUGCUCACACGUGGGCUUGGUGGGCUCGUGUGCCAUCUGCUUCGAACCCAGCCGAUGCGCCGUCAAGAGGCGAGCUGGAUGAGCUUGUCAAGUCUGGGGCAUUGCGUGUGGUUUGUGAUUGCCCGCUUACCGGUACAAAACUUGUCGACUUGUAA
Symbiodinium sp. CCMP2592 is the source of this 4557-nucleotide messenger RNA. NCBI's taxonomy places the organism in Eukaryota, Dinophyceae, Suessiales, Symbiodiniaceae. The record is from the annotation of a GenBank genome assembly.